AUGUCCCAGGUUCCGAUGGCAGCGAACAGAGCUCUCCCUCGCCCCGCCUUCCUCAUCCUCUCUCUCUUCGCUCUCGCUAUCAGGUUGGCCCGUCUGCUCCUAUUGUUGCUCCGCCCGCUCCGCCUGCUGCUCCCGUUCCCCUGGCUCGUGGUUGCGCUGACGGCGUCUGCGCCUACUGGGGCGGCUGCUGAUCCCCCUGUUCCUGCCCCUGGCACACUCGUUGCACCGGCCGCUUCUGUCCCCGACGUGCCUGCGCCGGCGUCUGCUUCUUCCCCGAAGGCGGCGUCCGCCACCACUGUCGACCCGGCUCCGAUGGUUGCGCCUCCGGGCGCGGACCCGACGGCUCCCGCUCUGCUGCCGGCGGCCCCUGUAGUGCAGCCGUCUCGUCCCCCGUCGCCGGACCGCCGUCUAUCCCGCCCCCAUUCUCCCGCGCCCCAACAGGAGCACGAGACGUCGCGGCGUCGGCGCAAAUCUCCCCGGCGCUACCAGCAGCAGGCCCAGUGGCCUGCUCACCCUGGUGGCAAUGGGGGCUGGAGGGGCCCCCACGGCCGUGGUGGUGGCGGGAGAUACCGUCCGCCUGUGACAAUGGCGGAUCUCCAGCGGGAGGUGUCGCGGGCCGUGCGCGAGGAGAGGGCGGCGCAGAGUCAGAGCAGUUUGCUGCGGGCCGCGCCUGCGCCCGCGGCUCCUCGUCAGACUGUGCCUCCCGUGGACCCUCCGCCAGCUGCUGCAUUUCCUUCUCCUGUCCUCGCCCCAUCGGCUCCUUCUCCUUCUGUCUCGGCGCCUGCUACCGGCUCUCGUCUGCAUUUGCCACCGGUUCCGCCUGUUGCGGGGGUGGAGUUUGUUGCUGCGGAAGGUGGCGCUGCGGCUCAGCAUUCCCACCACGUUGCUGCUAAUGAGCCGCUGCUGUUUCUGACGGAGGCGCUGCAGCCCCCGCAGACGCAUGUUCCAGAGGCGACACUUGGCCAGCUCCACCGCCUCGCGGAGAGUCUCCACGCGUUGCUGCUGAUUCAGGUGCUCGCGCACUCAUCCCUCCCCGUGGUUCCUCCUGAGACUUUCCGCGGCCGCCAGCGUGACACGUGCUUGGACGCGGCAGACCAGCUCGCAGCGUUGCUGGCGCCCGUGUUGGCUGCGCCCGCGGAGGGUGGCGCUGCUGCUGCGGGACAGCUGGACGAGGCUGUCCGGGGCUUGAAGCGGCACUUGCGCGCAGGAUCUGGAGCCGCGGCGAUCGCCGCAAGCACGCAUGUGGUCCGGGAGCUGUGGCGCUCCCUGACGGGCGUUCUUCACGCCCUUGGAGCUCACCGCAUGUAA
Molecule: messenger RNA, 1308 nt
Organism: Closterium sp. Naga37s-1
Lineage: Eukaryota; Viridiplantae; Streptophyta; Zygnematophyceae; Desmidiales; Closteriaceae
Source: the annotation of a GenBank genome assembly